Vollenhovia emeryi is the source of this 2777-nucleotide messenger RNA. RefSeq lists its product as uncharacterized. Bases 80 to 2191 code for a protein of 703 amino acids. The transcript has 6 exons. NCBI's taxonomy places the organism in Eukaryota, Metazoa, Arthropoda, Insecta, Hymenoptera, Formicidae. The record is from RefSeq and is a predicted model, not a curated record.
GUUCGAUCAAGUUCGAGCCGGGGUACGAUUGUUGUCGCGACGAUUUCUUUUAGUUACCGGAAAAACGGGAAUUGUGACAAUGUGCGACAUACGCCGUACCUUAGAAGAAAUUGGCGUUGAAGAGGAAGUCAUUGAUUUACUUAUAAAGGAGGAUAUUUCAGUGGAAGAUCUGAAAACUUUAAGAAAGCGUGAACUUGAUGAGUUAAUUACGAAAUAUGGCCCAAGGAGGAGGUUUGGUAGAGCUUUAGUAAAAUGGAUGUCACUACAUAAUCUUCCGAUAGAUCCCGAACUACUAAUGAUAUAUGGCGAUAUGCAAUCCGCACAUAUUAUUGAUACGAACGACAAGCAGUCUUCUUCAUCGAACAGCUCAUACGAAGUUGCAUCAUUGGUUCAGUGCCCUAAAAGAAAUUCAUCGAAUAUCUCGUCUACGAACAUCAGCAGCAGCAGCGGUAGCAGCAAUAAUUUUUCAGAGAGCCAAAUGGCGCUUCCGCUGCAUUUUAACGAGUUUAUGUGCAACGAGAAAAUUACAGCAGAAAAUAUAGAGCUAGAAGAUCCUCCAAAUCUGCAUGUAGUAAAAGUUGAAGAUAUCGCUGUUAAAUUUGACACGAACAUUGAAGAAGAUCUCACGGAAUCAACUACACAGUUAGAGGAUGAGAUGAGAGAUUUGGACGACGUUAUAACUGCCCCCGUACAAACAUCGAGGAAAAAGAGCACUGAGCAACGGCACAGUCAAUCACCAAUUCCAGACUUUAAUACAGCGGAUCCCGAAGCCAGAAAUCCGCUGUUUAACCUCCUACAUAAAAACGGAUCCCAUUUGCGAAAACUUAUUCACAACAUUCACCGUAAUAAUCUAGUACCAGUGGGAUCUGACCUCAACUUGGUAGGAAAAGUUACUGUCAAACAUCUUCUCAAUUUGGCCACUCCUCCACAACGAAAAGUACCAACGAGUACUCUCAUAAGAUGGGCUAUAUAUUUUAAACGCCUGUUUCCAAAGACACCAAUGUCCGCCUUUUAUUCCUUUAAAUACGAGCCGUACAGACGUCCAGAUGGCACCAUACUUCAGAGAAAGAGAGCAGAAGGAGUGUUGCAAGUCCAACUCUUUCAAGAGAGGAGAAAACUUAUCAAGGAAAACCGAGAUGUCCUGUUGAGGCAGCCAUGUACGUCAGUGUCAACCAAGGACAGAGAUCCGUGUUCUUCAGACGACAUGUCUCAUACCACAAAAACCUGGAGGUCUGUCAGUCAAUCAGAAGGCGAAAUUCAAUGUAACACUGAACUUUCACGAGAAGUGUCUCUUGUACAAGCUGAUCCGACAGUACAGUCGCAUCUUAAUUAUUUGUGGAACAAAUUACACCAUGAAUUUAGUCCAGAAUUAGCAUCCUCCUGGAAAGCUACUUUUCCGUACAGACGGAAGCAACUCUUAGAUCAGUCAGGAACAGUGUGGGAUUACCUGAACGAAUACACGUUUUUGCAAAUUGAAGAGAUUGGUAAAGCCUUAAUUCAACAGGAUUUCGAAAUACUUUGUCCCUACUCAGACCCUAUAGCAAGAUUCUCGGGGAACUUAGUCACAAAUUGUGAGAAAUGCAGGCUUGCAAUUAUUGCAACUGCUUCAGCAGUUAUAAAAAGAACAAGCCAACAAAAGCAUAAAGACAUAGCUACUCCGUUCUUUGACUUGGCAAAACACGAUUCAAAUAUUACACUUAGAAUGACUGGAACACUCUUGCUACUUCCGUUUGUAUUUCCUUACGUUUAUGUGCACAAGACGUGGAGACCAACGAGAAUAGAUAUCGUGGAGUCUUUUGUUGCGAGAGUUUGCAGUGAAAUGGAAGUUGAAAAACACAUUGAAAAUCGACGUAAAUCGUGGAUCAAGAUAGCAAGAAAAGUGAAAAUAUCUACAUCCGUUCAACCUUAUGUUUUGGCGGUAGGUCCCACGUGGGAUAAUAUCAGUCACAGUCACAUAAUUGUGGACAAGGUUUUGUAUACAUGUAAAAACGUUGUGGAGGCUGUGGAACUUUGUUUUAAAUUAUUUCAUGUUUUUCACACCGAUUAUCCUCCUGAAAGCAAACACGUGUGGCAAUUGAUACAACAAGGUUUUUAUAAACUAUUUUUGGAGGAUCACGAUGUAAACCGAAGAACAAUUAUAAAGGCUUUGGCCGAUAUUGGAAUUCACGUGGAGGAAAAUAAUUAUUUGUAGCGUCAUUGAUAGCACAACUUUUUAUUCUAAUGUUUUCCUCUUUUAGAAAUAUUUAUUUUUGUUCGCAGCGAUUAAUUAACAAUUAGUUAACACUCUCUCCGUCUAAUGACGUGAAUGUAGAAAUAAUAAAAUGGAAAAUAAUUGCUGUAGAAUAAGCAACAAUACGUUUAAAUAGUGAUAAUAAUGUAACAUAAAUGCAACGAGUUUGCAAUAAUCAGACUGCCAAAACCAAUUUUAUCCAUUCGUUUCUAUUGACUCAAUUAUUCCUAGGAAAACUAUUCAAAUUUUAAUUCAAAACUUAUUAGUAUCUUUUUAACAAACUUGUUGAUAUUAGCCCUGCAAGCUUGCUAUAAUGACAGCAUACUUCUGAUAGUGACAGCAUCCUGGGUACAACAAAGCUUCAAUUGACAACUUCUCCAGUGAAUACAAAAGAGAUCAAUAUUAAUCGAGCUCUGUUUGUACAUCACAAUGCGCAAUUCUUUGAAUUCUCAAUGAGCGUUGUUAAAUUUUCUUUCAUUUCAACCACAAUUAAUUGUAUCUUUAGUACUACACAUUUUAAAUAAAUCAAAUCUCAUUUAAAAAUAAA